GUGAAAGAUAUAUUCUUCCAUUCCGAAAAACUUCAUUCUCUUCAUAGUCCCAUCCCAAUAUGGCAAAUCAUCCACCAUUCACAGUAACCGUAGGAGUUUUAGCUCUUCAAGGUGCUUUCAAUGAACAUAUUCAACUCCUUCGCUCCGCCCGUCAAAUUCUCGCCACCAAAACCAAAACAACACAUGAUCUUGAUAUAAAAUAUAACUUCAUAGAAGUACGAAACGCAAUCGAGCUUAAUUCAUGCGAUGCACUUAUUAUACCUGGUGGAGAAAGUACUGCUAUUUCACUUGUAGCUCAAAGAUCAGGUCUUCUUGAACCUUUGAGAGAUUUCGUUAAGUGAGCCAUCCACAUGAUUUUUUAUCCUCUUCCCCUUUUCUUAGGAGAGCAUUCCUCUUUCACCUACUUGUUCAGAAUCUCAUCCUAAUAAUACACCCAGACUUCAUCGAUAUCCUACUUGGGGAACUUGUGCUGGUCUAAUCCUCCUCUCUGAAUCCGCCAAUCGUACCAAAGCAGGAGGCCAAGAAUUAAUCGGUGGUCUCGAUGUUCGAGUCAAUCGUAAUCAUUUUGGUCGACAGGUAGAAUCUUUCUCGGCUGAUUUGGAUUUACCAUUUCUUUCGUCUGUCACUCCAAGCCCUUCUUCCCCUUCAUCAGAAAAGGAAAGAAAGGAGAAAACCGCCCCCUUCCAGGCAAUAUUUAUCCGAGCCCCGGUCGUGGAAAAACUCCUCCCCCACCUCCCUGGACCUCAAAUCUCUGAAUCUAAACUGGAAUCCACAGUCAUUGCGCCCUCUCGACCUAUCGACACAAACAACAUCCCCAAUCCCGACUCUAUCCUCUCCGCCCCAGUAGAAAUCCUCGCUACUCUCCCCGGCCGCACUGCAUCGAUUCCCGAUCCCCAAGUCCAAGAAAAGCUUAACAGUGAAUCUGGUGAUAUAGUAGCUGUCCGUCAAGCAAAUGUAUUUGGAACUUCUUUUCAUCCAGAGUUAACAGGUGAUGCGAGGAUUCAUGCAUGGUGGUUAGAGCAAGUCAUUGAGGAUGUUGUUAAAAGACGCGAGUUAAAAUCAUCAUCAAGAUUACCAUUAUAGGGUAACGACAUUGUGAUAUAUCAAAAAGAUAAUCCUACUCGAUAGAAAUAGAUUCAAAUUUUAUAAAUUCAUAUAUUGAAU
Sclerotinia trifoliorum is the source of this 1164-nucleotide messenger RNA. Lineage: Eukaryota; Fungi; Ascomycota; Leotiomycetes; Helotiales; Sclerotiniaceae. The record is from the annotation of a GenBank genome assembly.